Messenger RNA from Trachemys scripta elegans, 2523 nucleotides. RefSeq names its product C-X-C chemokine receptor type 3-2-like. Gene Ontology annotation, molecular function: chemokine receptor activity. NCBI's taxonomy places the organism in Eukaryota, Metazoa, Chordata, Testudines, Emydidae. Gene Ontology annotation, biological process: chemotaxis; G protein-coupled receptor signaling pathway; immune response. Bases 10 to 1155 code for a protein of 381 amino acids. The transcript has 2 exons. Gene Ontology annotation, cellular component: membrane. The record is from RefSeq and is a predicted model, not a curated record.
UUUCAGUGCAUGAUCAGGGAGGGUCUAGGCAGCAGCAGAAUCAAGUCCAUUGGAAACAUGAUCAGCACCACAGGCGAUUAUUACGAGGACUACAGCAACUAUCCUAACAUCAGCGAGGACACUGCCCCCUGCAGGCUGGAUGCGGUCGGCGAGUUUGGACGGUACUUCGUCCCCCCGGUCUUCACCCUGGUCUUUGUGGUGGGGCUGGCAGGGAAUGGGCUGGUGCUGGUGGUGCUGGGGCGGCGACGAUGCCCCUGGCACCUCGCUGACCGGUAUCUCUUCCAGCUGGCGCUGGCUGACAUACUGCUGGUGCUAGGGCUGCCCUUCUGGGCUACGCAGUUUGCCCAUGGCUGGGUGUUUGGGGAGGUGCUCUGCAAAUUGGUGGGGGCGCUGUCGGCAGUAAACAGCUACAGCAGCAUCCUGCUUCUCGCUGGCAUCAGCAUCGACCGGUAUCUGGCCAUCGUGCACGCCGUGCAGCUGUACCGGCGCCUGCGAGCCCUGCACCUGCACCUGGCCUGCGCCCUCCUCUGGGCCAUCUGCCUGGCCCUCUCUGUCCCGGAGCUGCACUUCCGCACCGUGCCCUUCCAGCCCCAGGGCCAGGCCUCCAUCUGCCACCGGGGCUUCAAAGCCCAUGAGGCCCAGGCCUGGCGGGUGGUGCUGCACCUCACCUCCUUCUUCCUAGGCUUCCUGUUGCCACUGCUGGUGAUGCUCUUCUGUUAUGGCCGCAUUUUCUGCACACUGCAUCGGGCACAGCUGCCGGCCAGGCCCCGCUCGCUGUGGCUGGUGUUGCUGCUGCUGGCGGUCUUCGUGCUUUGCUGGGCCCCCUUCCACGUCUUCCUGUUGCUGGACAGUCUGCAGCGUCUGGGCUACAUUGGCCGCCACUGCGCCCUGGAGCGGGUGUUGGACUUCGGGCUGCUGGUGACCGAGGGGCUGGGCCUGCUGCACUGCUGCCUCAACCCCCUGGUCUAUGCCUUCGCUGGCAUCAAAUUCCGCAGGGAGCUCUCCAAGCUGUGCUGGAAGGGCCAGCGCCACAGACAGAGCUCGAGCCAAAGACAGAUCCUCUCCACCCGGGAGCAGAGCCACCAUAGAGGGGAAACGUCAGUGCACAGCACCCCAGAGGGGGACACAGACCAUGGCUACUCAGUCAUGCUGUGAGAGUGGCUGGGGACAGUGCGUGCCCUGCUCCAAAAGGCUGGGAAAGGGCCUCUCUGCUCAGGAUCAUCCUAAUCAGGGACACCAGUGAGGACACUGCACACCCUGUGCAUUGCACCCAGCCCAGAUUCCUAUCCCUCCCUCCCCCAGGGACACUAGAACUGGCUCCUGCACAGAGAGACCCUUUCAUCUGUGGUUCCCACCCCCCACCAGCCCCUUUCAAGAAAGGAUGGGGGUGUUGCAACAGCCCCAGGCUGGUUACAAAAUGCCAAGGAUGUAACAUCCUGCCCUGCUGCACAUUCAACUGGGAGCAACUGGGAUCUACCCUCCAGGGUUCAUCUGUCUGUCUGGCUCCAUGCUGGCAACCGGGGCCAAGGGCCCAAGCACUAACAGACACCAAACCACCAGCUCCAACUGCAGGGCCCUUGCAUGGAGAGCUUGGGAAUCAGCUGCCAAAAGAGCUACCCCUUGGAGAACACGGCUCCUCUCAGCUCAGAGACCAAGCCAGUAAGGGCCCAGCCACUCUAGGUGCGGCAGGUUAAACCACAGGAACUCAGCGUUCAGAAACAUCCAGAAUGGCCAUGCCCUGCACCAGAGUGCAGCAGCAGCUCUGACCACGCAGAAUGAUUCCACGCUGCCUCACUGCAGCACCCCUGUACAGCACGGGGGCCAGACUUGGGCCUCUACGCAACAAUGCAAAGCUCAACUAGGCUCGCACCCUAUUACACAUCCUCCCACACUCCAGCAACCCAGUCCCAUCCAGCAGGGGGCAGUGGGACUAGCAUGCCCAUCCCCAGCCAGCACAACACAGCAGCAGUGACCAUAGGCCAUGGCGUGCUACCAAGCUGAAGAUACAGACUCUGCUAUGCUGGAGCCAAUGGUGCUGGGACAGUUUUUAGAGUGAGCAUUCUCAUGUUGACUCUGAGCAGUCUGGGGCAGGGACUGCCCUGUCACCACCCAGCCAGGCUUCUCGACCCUACUGCAAAGCACAUGAUGGUAAAGAGCUCUGCAGCCACCAAAGACUUGCAUGAAUACAUGGGCAUCGGGGUUCCCAGUCUGUGCUCAUCCCAUGUUGGCAUCUCAGACUGGCCAGUUCCCAGCUCCUUUCAGCCAGGGGAGCUUGGCCCAGCGAGCAGGUCUGGGGGAGCCGCUGCAGCUGCAAGACGUGUCUGUACCUGAACACAUUAGUUAUGCUGGGGAGCAACGCCUACAGCAUCAGCCAUAGACUCUGCACCCCACGGGAGCUCCAUCGUGUCCCUCUGCAACAAGAACAGAAUCCUCCCUCUCCCAGCCCAGAUCUCAUGUAGUAGUAGGAUUUUAUGUUUGUAUUUUGUAUAAUUAAAAUGAAGGAUAAAGAAUAAUAAUGUAGCA